GCGAAACCAACACGCAGGACGCCAUUUUGUCCAAAAAAAAAAAACAGAGAACGUUGAGUGUUUUGUUCAAGCCAAAGGGACUAAUCUUGAGAAAACCAUGCAGCGCUAUCAAGCCCGUUUGCUGAGAGCUUCAAACAACAACCAAUCGAGUGAUGAGCCAAAGGUGCCCGUGAAAUCUGCGCGCGAGGGGGAGGAUGACACCAAUAUUCACAUCCACGCAAAGUUUCCCAGCGUUUCAUCUCGACACUUUCUGUCCAUCUGCACGCCUGAAGUCCCGUCCAGAGAAUCAGACAGCUGCUGCUUCUGCUGCUGGAUCAGGGAGCUUCAGCAUCCUCUACUAGUCCUCCUCCGUCAUUAGUCGAGUUCAGGCUCUCACCGCACUGUCGGCAUCAGUGCUGGAGAAACACCGCUUUACUGCAGAGGAUGAGGAGGUUCAAGGUGAAAAGAAGUCUUUACGUGUGCUGGGUUGAGGGAGUUCUCAAUGGGCAGAGAUCAUACAUAUGUCUGUCUGAUGUGAAGCCGCAUUAGCCUGUGAGGGGAAGCUUCCCAACCUAAAAAGGUGCUGAUGAAAACAUCAAAGGUCACUGGAUGGAUGUAAUACAUUUUGAUGGAUUGUCAAACUUCAUCAUUCGGAUGAAGAUGACGUGUCUAGAAAGCACUAUUUUUUAUGACACUUGUGUUAUGGUUAAGCCGCCCCCCCGGUGCAUUUUGAACACCCGACUCCGACGGAGCGAGGUGACACCGUGAGAUUCUUAAAGGACACCCUACGGCAAUUAGACAGAAGUUUGAGAUGGUCAACCAACUGACCCUCUGCAAAUAAAUGGAAGGACCUAAACAAUGAGUCAACUUUCAUCUGCUGUUUAACGGUUUUGUGAACGCCUAGCUUCUCCUCAAACAACUUUGGGACUUAUGGAGGCCUCUGUGAACUCGGACAACAUCAGCAACACCUCAGCUGGGUUGGGCCAGAGAACAUGGGUUGAGUCUAACGUGUGCCCUCCCUCUGUGAGUGGCACGACCCUUCUGAUCGUGGCCUACAGCACCGUUAUUGCGGUGGGAUUGGUGGGCAACACUUGUCUGGUCUUCAUCAUAUCCAGACAGAAGGAGAUGAGGAACGUCACCAACAUCCUCAUCGCCAACCUCUCCUGCUCCGACAUCCUCAUGUGCGUGGUAUGCCUCCCUGUGACGGUCAUCUACACACUCAUGGACCGCUGGAUCCUUGGCGAGACGCUGUGCAAGGUCACGCCAUUCGUGCAGUGCAUGUCCGUCACGGUCUCUAUCUUCUCGCUGGUCCUCAUCGCGUUGGAGCGGCAUCAACUCAUCAUCCACCCCACCGGCUGGACACCCGCCGCAGGCCAUUCGUACCUGGCCGUGGCGGUCACCUGGAUGGUGGCCUGCUUCAUUUCCCUACCCUUCCUGUCCUUUAACAUCCUCACUAAUGCCCCGUUCCAGAACCUCAGCCUUCCAUUCAACCCAUUCAGCGACCACGUGAUUUGCAUGGAGCUCUGGCCGUCCGAACGCAACCGUUUGGCGUACACCACCUCGCUUCUGCUAUUCCAAUACUGCCUCCCCCUGCUUCUCAUUCUGCUCUGCUACUUGCGCAUAUUCCUGCGUCUGCGUAGACGGAAAGACAUGGUGGAGCAAGCCACUGAGGCCCGGCAGAGGAAGGCGCGGGGCGCUCAGCGCGUCAACGCCAUGUUGGUCGUAAUCGUGGUCGCUUUUGCUCUCUGCUGGCUCCCACUCAACGUCUUCAAUACCAUCUUUGAUUGGUACCACCAGGUGCUUCCUUCUUGCCAGCACGACAUCAUCUUCUCGGCCUGCCACCUCACGGCAAUGGCGUCAACCUGCGUGAACCCGGUGGUGUACGGCUUCCUCAACACCAACUUCCAGAAGGAGCUGAAGGCGACGCUCCAACGCUGCCAUUGCGGCUGGGGCGUUCCAGAGACCUACGAGAGCUUCCCGCUUUCGACGGUGGCCACCGACGUCACCAAGGUGUCGUCCAUACAGCAGGGCUCUCUAUUGAGAUCGGAACAGUGCGCUCACUGCUAAAGAGACGGCAGGAAUGGAGGGAAGAAUGAGGGGAGGGGUUGAGGAUGAGCUGGCACUGUUUCCAUGGAGACGUGGAAUUGCUAUGUGGGUUUCUGCAUCAGUUCAUACCCAAGAGAUCUAAAAACAACCUCAACCCUCUGUUGCCGUGUUUUCUGGGGUCCAGGUGUGGAACACGGUGUGAUGUUUUGUUAACGACUGCUAGGGUAGUCAGGGCGUCAUUCCUGUCUCCGUGUACGACUUAUACGGGAUAAAUAUUCCAUUAAGAAUGUUAUUAUUCCUUUGAUGACACUUUCAAGCUUUCGUGAUAGGAAGGAAGGACUGAUUUAUGAGGCUGGAUUGUUUUAGCGCUCAUUGCGCACCAGACAUUUCACAUCAAACAGCAAGUUAUUGUUAUAAUGAAAGUACUUUUCAUGUACAAUUCUUUCAGUUAUUUAUUCACUGUAGCAGGGAGUCUGUGCCCUCACCAAAGUAUUUCUUCUGUCUGGUUUUGUUGUUGCUAGUGUUGUUGUUUAAUGACUUGUAACUAUUACUAUUUAUUGUGUUGCUUUGGUGAGACCGCUUGCUCUGCAUUUUAACUUUUAAAUCGUGCCUCUGUAAUAUUGGGAAGCAUAUUAAACAUUUGAGCAUUGGUGUUAGCUAACAACACAUCCAUCUUCUGCUACAAUAGAUACAUGGCUGUUCCAAUGCCCGUUUGGUAUUACAUAUUUUCUUGAUGAUUGAAGUCAAAGCAAAGUUCAGUUUCUAACAAAAGUGUUUGGUGUUGACGUUCUUGUUGCCUUAUAAAUGGUAGUUCUGAA
Onychostoma macrolepis is the source of this 2843-nucleotide messenger RNA. It is a transcript of the gene npy8ar, whose product is annotated as neuropeptide Y receptor Y8a. Gene Ontology annotation, molecular function: neuropeptide binding; neuropeptide Y receptor activity. Gene Ontology annotation, biological process: G protein-coupled receptor signaling pathway. Bases 910 to 2046 code for a protein of 378 amino acids. NCBI's taxonomy places the organism in Eukaryota, Metazoa, Chordata, Actinopteri, Cypriniformes, Cyprinidae. The transcript is spliced from 4 exons. The record is from RefSeq and is a predicted model, not a curated record. Gene Ontology annotation, cellular component: neuron projection; plasma membrane.